AUGACCACAGCGGCACUCAAGACUGUCGCGGAGGAGAAGGACACAGACCUGCCCCGCGGACUCGUGAAGAAGAUUGUCAAGAACAAAGUCAAUCAGACUUUGGCCUCGUCUGGAUCCGGAGAACCCUUGAAGGACAUCCAGAUCAACAAGGACGCCUUGCUUGCUUUCUCUGAGAGCGCCAAGGUAUUCGUCAGCUACCUCACAUCAGCUGCAAACGAUAUCUGCAAGGAAGCCAAACGCCAAACUAUCAGCGCCGAGGAUGUCUUCACGGCCCUUCAAGAUCUAGACUUUGGAGAGCUUGUGCCCCCCACAAAAGACGCCCUUGAAGCUUUCCGCCAGGAGAGCAAAGAAAAGACCAAGCGCAAGGCAGAGCAGGUCAAGAAGAGGAAGGCAGAGGAGGCAGUGCGGCACCACCCAUACGAGGGCGCUGACCAGGUCGUUGGAGAGGGUCCCCAGGAAGGCUUGCCUGCUGACAGUGGCAACCCUGCAGAGCCAGUAGAGCCCUACGCACAGCAGCCGCAGGCCCAGGCUCCCUACAUUGCCAAGGCCCACCCUGCCUUCUCAGAGCCCCAGAAGCUGCCCCAGCCAACCGCCACCCAAUACCAGCAGGCCGCCGCUCUCCCGGUGCAGCAGCAGCAGGGAGGAAGCUACCAGCCGGCCUUUAACCAGGCCAACCCCUUUGGACCGGCCUUCGCACAGGCGUCCCAGUUUGCAGCAGCGCUCGCGCAGGCGCAGGCAGCACAGGCCGCGCAAGCUCAGGCCCAGGCACACGCCCAAGCCCAGGCCAGCCAGCUGCUGCCCAGCCACUUCCCGGCUGCACAGCUGCAGAACCCCACCUUCGCUCAGCUUGCAUCUUCCCAGGCACGCUGCGCCUGCCUCUGCUUCACGGUGCCGGGGCAUCUGAACCAGGCCAACUACGCGCAAUUCGCGGCCGUGAUCGCGCAGCAGGCGGCCAGGCAGCGCCAGGCGCAGGAGGCGCAGCUCGCCCAGCAACAGGGGAACCCACAGGCACAUUUCUUCCAACAGGCGCCCGCCCAGCAGCUGUUUCAACAAACACAGGUGCAGCAACCACAGCCACAGCAGCCGCACCAGGAGGCUGCCACCGAAGCAACGCAGCCACUCACAGAGACAGCGCCGACGGCCGAGAGCGGCCUCCACAACUGCAUAAGCUGGAGGCCAGGCAGCUCCUGGGUGGCUCUGCAGUGUGAUACAGCCAAGCUAGUGGUGCUGGACAUUGGCAACCCAGACAAGAGGGCCUCUGAGGUGCAGCGGCUGUGCUGGAAGAAGGUGUUGGAAAUCAUUGCAUGUGCCUGGAGUGAGAAUGGAGAGUAUCUCCUCACGGCGCAUGCUGCUACAAACGGUGCUCUUUUUAUGUACAAGGAUGUGUGCAUCAGCAUGGCUUACGGCGAUCCAGCCCAUCUGAGGAUAGCCGUCGCUGGCAGCCCUGGCGUGAUCCUGUACAGUGCAUCCAUUUCCAAGGAGAGUGGGCGGUGGGAGGCGCGGCAGGAGGGACGCCUGUGUCACCUCUGGCCCGUGUGCGCGGUGCGGUUCGGCCCUGGCGGCCGGCACUUGGCGGCGGCCGGUUUGGGCGGCCAGCUGUGCAUCUGGGACAUGUCCUCAGCGGACGGCAGCGCCACACUAGAGCUGCAGGUGCAAGUGCCGGCAGAGCGAGUCACGAGCAUGGCCUUCUCCCCAAAUGGCAGCGCACUUGCCGUGGCCUGCUGGGGCGGCGCACUCUUCCUCUACCUGCAGCAGGACAGCCCCCUGGACGCCUCCCUGCCAACAGCCUUCCACGCUGCAGCGCAGCAGGAACCUGGUGAAGGCGCAUCUGCAGGGGGGAUUAGGCAUGAUGCAUCAAGGGAGGCGCAGGAAGGGACGGCGGCGCUCACCGGUGCAGCGCCUGGCUUGAGGGUGGGGGUUGGAGGCGCACCUGCAGGGGGGUUUACCCAAGAUGGAAUAGUGGAGGGGCAAAAAGGGGCUGAUGCGCUUGAGGUAGCUGGUGGGAAGGAUGAGGGGGCUGGAGGCGCACCUGCAGGGGAAAUUACAUAUGAUGGAACAGCGGAGGGGCAGGAAGGGGCUGACGAGCUUGAGGAAGCUGGUGGGAAGGAGGUGGGGGCUGAAGGGAUCGCUGCGGCGUAUGAGUCGCGGCUGGCGGCGAUCGACCACGGCGCGGACGGCCGCGGCGGCUGGCGGCCGGCGCCGGCCUCUCUCCCGGGGCAGCCCGUGAAGCCGGACGCCACCGGGCCGACGCUGCUCGAGUGGCUGGGGGAUGACAGUAUCCUGCUGACUCAUCCGUCGACGGCGCUCGUGCUCGUCAAGGUGGAGAAGGGUGGCCUGGUGCCCAUGAGAUUCCGGCAGACUGCUGGGAAGGAGCAGCAUUCAAGCCCCAAGGCGAGUGGCAGCGCUGAUGCAUCACAAUUGGAGGCAUCAGGGAGGGCUAGUGACGCCAGCUCUGACGAGGAAACUGGUUUGGAGGAGCAGAGCAAUGCUCUGAAGGGACUGGCAGUGAUGCAUGUGGCGGGGCAGCAUGUUGUGGUGUGCUAUGAUAGAACGCGCUCACUGCACGUAUUCUCUCAGAAUGUUAAUAGGCUGGCAGGUGUGCCUGAGACUGUGUGA
Messenger RNA from Coccomyxa subellipsoidea C-169, 2616 nucleotides. RefSeq lists its product as hypothetical. The record is from RefSeq and is a predicted model, not a curated record. Gene Ontology annotation, molecular function: protein heterodimerization activity; chromatin DNA binding. The transcript has 14 exons. Bases 1 to 2616 code for a protein of 871 amino acids. Gene Ontology annotation, biological process: DNA damage response; heterochromatin formation; leading strand elongation. Gene Ontology annotation, cellular component: CHRAC; epsilon DNA polymerase complex. Lineage: Eukaryota; Viridiplantae; Chlorophyta; Trebouxiophyceae; Coccomyxaceae.